CGCGUCAAAUUAAUCUGAGCAAACUCCAGGCUCCGGGAUAAGAGAAAUUUGUCUUUAACGGAUGAAGAUCACUCCAGUCCCAGUGUUCACAAUUGUUUCUCGUUGUCGUGGGGCGUGGGACCGCAGCUUCGAGAGAAAAACUUGGGGACUCCGUCAUUUUCUUGUUAACUUCCUCGCUUUCCCCCACCCGGUGCAAUCGACACAGUGCGUUCAGCCAUUGAAGAGUAGCUAUUUCAAGGAAAGCAUCACAAAACCACGGGCAAAUGGGUGAGCCACUCUUCACGUCUGCAUGCUUCAGUGGCAGGAAGAUGAUAGCGGCAGAGCAUGUUUUACACGCCUGCAUAGCGCCAGAAAUAACCGUAAAGUGGACCACGGACUCAAUGCCAUACUGUAGGCGAGAGCAAACGUAUGGGGAGGUGAACCAGCUAGGCGGGGUGUUUGUCAAUGGACGUCCGCUGCCCAAUGCAAUACGGCUACGGAUAGUGGAGCUGGCCCAGCUCGGGAUACGACCUUGUGACAUUAGUAGACAACUCCGCGUCUCCCAUGGCUGUGUGAGCAAGAUCCUAGCAAGAUACAACGAAACUGGGUCGAUUUUACCAGGUGCAAUCGGCGGGAGCAAGCCACGGGUUACCACACCCAACGUGGUGAAAAACAUAAGGGACUACAAGCAGAAUGACCCCGGAAUCUUUGCUUGGGAAAUUCGAGACAGACUUCUAGCGGACGGCGUUUGUGACAAAUACAACGUACCAUCAGUCAGCUCUAUUAGUAGGAUUUUACGGAACAAGAUUGGAACUCUGUCCCAGCCGAACCAGUACGAGACCAGCAAACAGCCGCCGCAGCCAGGAAUUCCAUACAACCAUAUUUAUCCCUAUUCAUACCCCAACGCUAUGUCACCUACUGGGACCAAAAUGGGCAACCAUGGCGUGCCCGUCACGGGCAUAUCACGGGGCUGGCCCUCCGCGCACACGGUCAGCAAUAUCCUUGGCAUGAGAGCCUUCAUGGACCCUGCAGCCAUUGCUGCUGAGGGAUACCCACCAAAAAUGGAAGACUGGGGAGCUGUCAACAGAGGCACGUUUUCCUCCGCUCAUGGGGUGAACGGAAUUGACAAAUCGGCUGUCGACGCGGACAUUAAGUAUCCUCAGGCCUCAUCCACAUUGUCCAGUUAUGUACCUGCGUGUGCAUACUCUCCCUCAAAUCAGUACGGUGUGUAUAGUGGUCCAACGGGAAGCUAUGUGACUCCAGCUCACCACUGGCAGACGCAGGGCACGACCCUAUCGCACCCGAGCAGCGGUAUGACGAUACACGCGGGUGACAUCCAUUCGCCAAUGUCAUUCAAACAUGCAGCGCGAGACGGAGACCGUAAACCUCCCAGUCCCUUGAGCAAGCAUGAGGCUUUGAACAGCAUACACGGACUCAAUCUUCCUACCUCAUCAUCAUAACCCCCCCAGAAGCUAGAGGGGAAUCGCCACACAUAACGAGCCGCAAAUACCCUACACCCAUUUAAUUGCGUGCAUUUCAAGAUCUCGAACAGUAAGUCGAAGCAUUAUCUAAAGUGUCUUGGAGGAAUGUAUCGAUACAGCCAUCCGUUGUCAGGCUUACCAUAACGUGUCCCUACAAUAUGUCUAAAACUGAAUGUAAACCUCUGGGCAUGGAUGCCAUAGCCUCCCUCAUGCCGCGGUGUUGGUGAACGAUAGGUUUUGAAUCGUAUUGGAUGCUCGAUGUAUAGUCUACUUCUAUCGAAGAUUGCAGUCAUAACAGUUAUGUCAUUGAUACAAAUGUGCAGAUUUGUUGUUCUGUUUGGGGCUAUUUUGAUGACAAAAGGCAAAGAUGCCUACAUGCAUGUACAGAAAUAAAGACGCAUAGGCUGGUACAGAUUCUGAGAGACUGCAUUCAACUCAACGAUGUGAACAAGUUAUUAAUAUUAAAUGUAAAAUAUUUGCAAAAGCUUUAAUUAUAUUUUUAUAAAUACUUAUGUAAAUAUGCUAAAUAAAGGCAUUGUAAAUAUAAACUUGGCGACAGUGU
Molecule: messenger RNA, 2022 nt
Organism: Sardina pilchardus (European sardine)
Lineage: Eukaryota; Metazoa; Chordata; Actinopteri; Clupeiformes; Clupeidae
Gene: pax1a
Product: paired box 1a
Exons: 6
Coding region: 264-1439 (391 amino acids)
Biological process (GO): anatomical structure development; regulation of transcription by RNA polymerase II
Molecular function (GO): RNA polymerase II cis-regulatory region sequence-specific DNA binding; DNA-binding transcription factor activity, RNA polymerase II-specific
Source: RefSeq, a predicted model, not a curated record